AUGUCUGAUACCGAGGAAGUGGAGCAAGGAGAGGUUCAUGAGCCAGCAGAGGAAGCCCCUGAAGAAGCUGAUGAAGAAGGCGAAUACUAUGAUGAGGAGAAGCCCAGAAUAAAACUAACUGCUCCUAAAAUACCAGAGGGUGAGAAAGUAGAUUUUGAUGACAUCCAAAAGAAAAGGCAGAACAAAGACCUGAUUGAACUGCAGGCCUUGAUUGACAGCCACUUUGAAGCCAGGAGAAAGGAAGAGGAAGAGCUGGUUGCCCUCAAGGAGAGGAUUGAGAAGCGCAGAGCUGAAAGAGCAGAGCAACAGAGAAUCCGGGCUGAGAAGGAGAAGGAGCGUCAGGCAAGGCUUGCGGAGGAAAAGGCACGGAGAGAGGAAGAAGAUGCCAAGAGAAAAGCUGAGGACGAUCUCAAGAAGAAGAAGGCUCUGUCCUCCAUGGGUGCCACAUACAGCAGCUAUCUGGCUAAGGCUGAUCAGAAGAGAGGGAAGAAGCAAACAGCUAGAGAGACGAAGAAGAAAGUCCUGGCAGAGAGGCGCAAGCCUUUGAACAUCGACCACCUUAAUGAAGACAAGCUGAGGGACAAAGCUAAGGAACUGUGGGACUGGUUAUACCAGCUGGAGACUGAAAAGUAUGACUUUACAGAGCAGAUCAAGAGGAAAAAAUAUGAGAUUGUCACCCUCAGGAACCGGAUCGAUCAGGCUCAGAAGCACAGCAAGAAGGCAGGAGCCAAGGGCAAGGUUGGCGGGCGCUGGAAGUAA
This is a messenger RNA of Gavia stellata (red-throated loon), 759 nucleotides long. RefSeq names its product troponin T3, fast skeletal type (gene TNNT3). Gene Ontology annotation, molecular function: troponin C binding; tropomyosin binding; troponin I binding. Gene Ontology annotation, biological process: muscle contraction; sarcomere organization; regulation of muscle contraction. Lineage: Eukaryota; Metazoa; Chordata; Aves; Gaviiformes; Gaviidae. Bases 1 to 759 code for a protein of 252 amino acids. The record is from RefSeq and is a predicted model, not a curated record. Gene Ontology annotation, cellular component: troponin complex. The transcript has 14 exons.